Messenger RNA from Tachyglossus aculeatus (Australian echidna), 2297 nucleotides. RefSeq names its product ATM interactor (gene ATMIN). Gene Ontology annotation, cellular component: nucleus. Gene Ontology annotation, molecular function: DNA-binding transcription factor activity, RNA polymerase II-specific; transcription cis-regulatory region binding. The coding region runs from base 98 to 2263 and encodes 721 amino acids. Gene Ontology annotation, biological process: regulation of transcription by RNA polymerase II. The transcript has 4 exons. The record is from RefSeq and is a predicted model, not a curated record. Lineage: Eukaryota; Metazoa; Chordata; Mammalia; Monotremata; Tachyglossidae.
UCCGUCGGUGAGCGAGCUGUCCCGGGCGGUGCGCACCAACAUCCUGUGCACCGUGCGCGGCUGCGGAAAGGUCCUGCCCAACGGGCCCGCGCUCAACAUGCACCUCGUCAAGAGCCACCGCCUCCAGGAUGGCAUCGUCAAUCCCACCAUAAGGAAAGAUUUGAAAAGCACACCCAAGUUCUACUGCUGUCCGAUCGAAGGGUGUCCCCGAGGCCCCAACAGGCCGUUUUCCCAGUUUUCUCUGGUCAAACAGCACUUUAUGAAAAUGCACGCCGAGAAGAAGCACAAGUGUACGAAAUGCAGCAACUCGUACGGCACGGAGUGGGACCUGAAGCGGCACGCGGAGGACUGCGGCAAGACUUUCCAGUGCACGUGCGGCUGCCCGUACGCCAGCAGGACGGCCCUGCUGUCCCACGUCUACCGAACCGGACACGAGCUCCCCGCGGAGCACCGGGACCCGCCUAGUAAGAAGAGGAAGAUGGAGAGCUCGGGGCCGCCCCCGCCAGCCUCAGCCAAGGCGACGGACUCCGCCCCGGUCAGCACGGGAAGCCCCCCGCCAGACCCUCAAGGGCCGGAGCCCUCGGAGGUCAAGCAGGAGGCUCCGUUCGAAGGCCCGUGCGGGCCUCACGUCAAGAAGCGGGGUCUCACCCCAGCGCGGGGCGCGCCGAAGCCGCUUCUGCCGAGGCCCAGGGUGGCGUUGCUGAAAGUCCCCAUCGUGCAGUUCUCUCACCUGCCGAUCCUGGUGCCGGCCGCCGACCCCUCGGGGCAGCCGUUGCUGGUGGGCCUGGAAAACCAGGGCCCGGUGGUGAACGCCGUCCGCCUUCUCCCGCUGCCGGUGGGGACCGUGCUAGCGGAGCUGGACGCCGAGGCCUUCCCCCUCGAAGACGGCCCGUCCGCCCCGAGAGCGGCGAGCGCCGUGGCCGGCAAACCCGUCGGCCCCGAGGCGCGAGCCGACUUGAGAGACCCCUCUCCCGGUGCCUUGCCGGGCCCGGGGGGCGCCUGCCGGGAGAGGAAGAUUUCUCCCGCCGACGUCCAGAUGGCCGUCUCCUGUUCCUCCGAGCCCUUCGCCCCGCCACCUCCGUGGGGUCCCCCGGACUCCUCGGUCUCUUCCUGCUCUCAGACGGAUCUGACCUUCGGCUCCCAAGUGUCCCUUCCCAUCAGCGUCCAGACCCAGACGUUCCUGCCCCACCCCAAGGUGACGUCGUCCAUCGCGGCUCAGACCGACGCUUUCGCUCAGGCGUGUCUCCAGGCGUGCGGGGUCUCGCGAGAAACCCAGACCAACCCGACCGGGGCGGCCGAGGCCCCUCCCGACGACCGUCGGCUCCUGGACCAAGCCGUGAUGGGCGGCGACCUUUUCGAGAGCGUCCACUCGCCGUACGGCGUCUCGGCCCCGGGCGACGGGACGAUCCCUCUGGACGCCGGAGCCGGGGCCCAUGGCUUGUUGUCCCCAAACGGCUGUAAGACCCUGAGCCAAGAGCUAGUGAAGUCGGCCCCCAUUCUGAGCUUCGGGGCGCAGGGUAACUUACUUCCUCCCCAGACCAUGACGGACAAUCAGACCCAGACGAUGGAUCUGCUCAACGACCUGGAGAACAUCUUGACGGGGAACCUGUCGGGCCAGGCCCUGGAUAAUCGUAGCAUUUUGUCGGGCGCCGGGCCCGACUGCGGCCAGCUGGCCCCGGGCCCCCCGCAGAACCCGGCCAUCGAUUUUGACAUCGAGGAGUUCUUCUCGGCCUCCAACAUCCAGACGCAGACGGAGGAGAGCGAGCUGGGCGGCAUGCACCCCGAACCGGUCUUGGAGUCGCUGGACAUCGAAACGCAGACCGACUUCCUGCUGGCCGACGGCAUCCCGCCGCCUUUCGGCUGCCGGGGGAGUUCCGGCUUCCUCGGCUUGGAGAUGUUCGACACCCAGACCCAGACGGACCUGAAUUUCUUCCUAGACUCCGGCGGCCCCCUGCCCCUGGACAGCCUCCUGAAGCAGUCCAGCUUCUCCGUGAGCACCGACUCCUCCGACACCGAGACCCAGACGGAAGGGCCGAACCCGGCGAGGGGCGGCCCCAGGCCGCCCCCGGAGAGCAAAGUCCAGCUGAACAGCGCGGAGACUCAGACCGUGGGUGGCGGCUUGGAGACCCUCGGGAGUUUGUUCCUCACCAGCAACGAGACUCAGACGGCCAUGGACGACUUCCUCCUGGACACCAUGGAGUCCCAGUUCAGCUCGGUGGAGACGCAGACGUGCGCCGAGCUGCGUUCAGUCCCGAGGUUCUGAGGCGCGGGAUCAGCGGGGACGGAUGCCCACCCUC